AGUGCCAAAGCCUGCAGACACCACGCGAGAGAAGUGUUUUCUCAGUUCGUCAGUAUCCUGGUUUCCUGAUCCUAUGUUUAGAAUUUUUACGUUAUUAAAAAAAAAAAGUAACCUUCUUCACAUGGCAUUUUAGCGAACAGCUAGACUAAGAUAGUUGCAGUUUAUAGAAUAAAAUUUAAGCUUUUUCGCAUGAGUUCUAAAUAUCAUGACUAACUAUCAAUGACUUUAGAAUCGGAUUAUUUUAUGUAAAAUAAAGCGGGAAUUUGUAUGCACAGUUUCAAACAAUAAUCAUAACUGAUAUUUGUGAUGGAAGAUUACGCACCGCUGGAAUGUCGAGGCUAUCUGAUAACUCUCCAAAGUGCACUAUUAGCAGAAUGUCAACAAAUUACGGAACGCGAUGAAUUUGCGCGGGCAAAUGUUCUUGAAGUAGGUUGCGGUUACGGUGCAACGACAGCCCAGAUAUCGGAUUACUGGCCCCACAAUCGAGAAGUUCUCGGUAUUGAUUCUAAUAAAAAUGCAAUUAAUUAUGCAUUCACAUUUGUGGCAGACGAAAAGAUGGAUUUUGCCUAUGCAAAUAUUGAAGACCAGAGUACAUUCGAUCUCACUUGGGCGGGAAAAUUUGACUGGAUUUUUUCAUCUCAAGCAUUAUUCUUUGUGAAAGAACAUGCUACGGCUCUCAGGAACUUGAUGUGGUGUUUGAAACCUGGUGGAAAAUGCUUUAUAGCUGUCCCUGCUGCAAAACCUUCUGAUUUUCAUGUAGCAGCGAAAAGAGUUUUGGGUGCUGAUUGUUGGAAACGCGAAUUCGAGCCCAUAUCAGACCUUAUAUCCGAUAUGACAGAAGUGAAUUGUAACAGACUGUGGUUCCACCAUCCGCAUGCAGACAGAGUAUAUUCUGCACUGUUGGAACAGGUUGGCUAUCAAAUUUUACAUACAAAGUUGUUCAACUUUCGAUAUAUAUUUUCAUCUCCUGAUGAGUACAAAGCAUGUUUACAGAGCCUUGUUCGUAAACCGCUUCAAUACAUCCCAGAAGAAAAGAGAGAAAAUACUUUGAAGGAAUUCAUUAAGAUUGCUUCCAAAAAAACUAAAAAAACACCAGGUGGUUCAGUUAUCUGGAAUCUGAAAUAUGCUUUUGUUCUGGCCAAAAGACCUGAGCUGUAAUUGAUUAAAAUAACAUAUUUUGUAUGCUCUUUUUCUACACAUAAACCUUCCUUAUAAAUUGUAAAAUUUUGCUA
Messenger RNA from Stegodyphus dumicola, 1232 nucleotides. RefSeq lists its product as uncharacterized. Gene Ontology annotation, molecular function: S-adenosylmethionine-dependent methyltransferase activity. NCBI's taxonomy places the organism in Eukaryota, Metazoa, Arthropoda, Arachnida, Araneae, Eresidae. The record is from RefSeq and is a predicted model, not a curated record.